UUCAUUUAUCUUAUUUUUCAGCAACUGGGUCUCAUUCAUGCAGAUUUAAAACCUGAAAACAUAAUGUUAGUUGAACCUGGCCGUAAUCCUUUUCGUGUCAAAGUCAUAGAUUUUGGAUCCGCCAGUCACGUUUCGAAAGCUGUUUGUUCUACUUAUUUGCAGUCCCGUUAUUACAGAGCUCCUGAGAUUAUUUUAGGUUUACCUUUUUGUGAGGCGAUUGAUAUGUGGUCAUUGGGUUGUGUAAUUGCCGAAUUAUUUCUUGGUUGGCCCUUAUAUCCUGGAUCAUCUGAAUAUGAUCAAAUUCGUUACAUCAGUCAAACACAAGGCGUACCUGCUGAACACAUGCUGAAUGCCGCCACAAAAACAACUCGUUUCUUUUUUCGGGAAACUGAUAGUAGUUAUCCAUUUUGGCGUCUAAAGACUCCAGAAGAACAUGAAAGUGAAACUAAUAUCAAAAGUAAAGAGGCUAGAAAAUACAUCUUCAAUUGUUUGGAUGAUAUGGCUCAGGUUAAUGUUCCAAAUGAUUUGGAGGGUUCUGAACUUUUGGCUGAAAAGGUUGAUCGUCGAGAGUUUAUUGACCUCUUGAAGAGAAUGCUUACGCUCGAUCAAGAUCGACGAAUCACACCCGGUGAAGCUCUUAACCACAGUUUUGUUACAUUAAACCACCUCAUCGAAUAUGCUCAUUGUAGCAAUGUAAAAGCAUCUGGAAGCAUGAUGGAUGUGUGUCGUAAAAUUCGUCCAGGAUUUGACAGUAAUGGUAAUCAAGUAUCCAUCGUGAACAGUUUGUCUUCAACUUCAAAUGUUGCUUUAGCAUUCAAUAAUACAUUGAAUAAUCUUCAGAAUCAGUAUCAAUUGCAGUCAGCAAGUUUCUAUCAACCAGCUCAUCAAUUAACAGCCCCUGCAAGGGUGAAUAUAUCCCAAACUCAAAGUCAACCUCGAGUUGCAGCUGUAGCAACGAACCAGUAUGCUGCUGCUGCAGCAGCGGCCGCAGCUGCUCGUGUAGAUCCUUUCCAGCAUGCAGCUCAGUCUCUUUGCGUUUCCUCCAUUUUAUGCCCUUCUUAUCCAGGUUUAAAUUCUCCAGCAAAGCAUGUAGUACCUGUUGUAGCACAGUCUGCUCAGCCACAGGCUCUUCAUAUUCAACCAUCGCUUUUAACACAGGUUGGUGCACAACAGUAUGUCCCUGUUUCAGUUGUAGAACAAAAUGGUCGCCAGAUGCUUUUGACGAAUGCUAUCCAGUCUGGUUGGCCUACUAGUCGACAAAUGUUUGUGCCAUCCUGGCAACAACUUCCUUCACAACGAGCGAUUCAGCAACCAUUACUCUCGGACUCAGAAACGUGGAGUCGUUCUUUAGUGUUAGAAAGAGCAGCUCUAUUGUCAGAUCAACCAGCAGUCAUACCAGUUGAACUCCAUGACUCUGCUGUCUACGAACAUCUUAGAGACCGGACUCAUUUAAACCAUCUUUUACCUCAAGCCUUGGCACCUAGUGUUCAGCAAGCAUGGGGUGUUGUAGCCUCUAAUUCAUCCCACUGUAAUUUAAUACCAACAAGAUUGCAUCACUCUUCUAAUGGCUCAAAAUCCUCUAGUAGUAACAGUACAUCGACAAAACGCCAAACAAAACUAAGGCCUGGAAAGGAGAAGGACAUGAGCAACUCUCAAUUGUCUCCUGUAAAAAAGAGGGUUAAAGAGAGCUCUCCACCCAAGUGGGAAAGUCCUCUGACUUCACAUCAUAUACAAUCCAAUCAAAACUGUUGCAUACCAGCCAGUCAGUGGGAUGUCACACACUCUUCAAAAUCUUAUGAAAGAAAUCGAGUACCAGCUAGAUCGGACAAGGUUCACCAGAGGCCAACUAUAGUUAUACACGAUACUCCUAGUCCGGUUGUAAGUGUCAUCACCAUCAGUUCAGAUUCUGAAGAAGAAAUAGAUUCAACAAUCAGUUGUGAUACGAAGAAAUGUAAAGCUUGUGAUUCAAAAAAAAUGAACUCCAACCAUCUAAAUGUUAAUACUGCAGAAGUAUCAUCUACAACUAACUGUGACAGUGUGUUGGUUUUAACACCAGAAGAUCAAAAUGGGAAGAUGUCCUAUGGGGGUGGUCAGCUGCACAGGAAAAAUGUUAUUAGCUGUGUUACUGUGAGAGAUUCUGAUUCUGAAGGCUACAACAGUCCUUUGCAAGCACUUCCUCAUUUCACGUCAUCAGUUAUUGGUCGAGUAAUCAAGCCUGAGCCACAGAAGGAAAAAUCAACUUGCCAACCCAUUUCCCAAAAAAAGAGAUUACUGGAAAAAGUUCAAGCGCAAGGGAAUGCUGAAGCACGAUCCCAAUUUGGUAGCCAAAAUUCUUUGAUUUUGCCAACCAAGCAAGAAGUUUUAGCUGAUAAUGAUUGCUGUCAGCAAUCCCAUUCAUCAUCGAAUCCUCAGUCGGAUAGCAUUUUAGUGACAUCUAGCCGAUCAUCAAGCAAUUUAGCUUCUACUCGACAUGCUUCUAGUGGUGUUGAGAAAGAUUCAUAUCAAUACUAUUCUAAGCAACAAGUUCAGAAUUUAGAAGGUGAAAAGCUCAUAAAGUGUAGCAGUUCACCAUUACGAAACAAAGAGAAAACUAUUGUUUUGCCCUGCAACAUUAGUAGUAGAGGUGGCCGACAUGGUCCUAGUGUUACAUCAGCUCAUCUUUCUCCAUUACAACAUAUUGGUCAGCCUUUGUAUCUCACUACGCAGGCUGAUUUAUACAGAGAUUAUUGUCGUCCUGCUGUUUAUGUCACUUCAAACUUGUCUCAUCAAGCAUAUUUGUCUGGAGCUAGCCAACCUCAAAAGUACGUCUUGACUCCUGGCCAGAUAUCGUCUGCUUCUUUUUCUACUACAUCUUUGCCAGUCCCGCCUCCCGCCCAUCAUCAUCACACUUCCAGCCGCUCUUCUAUAGCCGCGGCAGUUCCAUACACAGCAGGUCACAGUGCAACCCACCCCCUUCCAGCGCACCUUCAACCAUCUUCUAACCCGGCUGCGGCUGUCUUGCCCUCUUCGGCUGUAUCCAUCGCCCCUUUUUCGAGUGCUCCGGCCCUUGCCCCGCAUUUCAGUUACAGCCUCAACCCCUUGAGCCCAGCAAAACCUUCCUAUAAUCCUUUAUAUCAAAUGUUUCCUGAAUGAACAGUACAAAUAAGAACUCCUUGUUCAAGAUUUUGUACGGAUAUACUAUUUUGAAGGUUACAAGAGCAACGGUCAUGACUAUCUUAGAGUUUUUAACUUGAUGGGAAAAGUGCCAGUUGUGUUAUUAAACAGCACAGUAGAAUUUAUGACCAAAUAAUGUAGCUAAAUUGUGAUGUUUGUGACUUAUGUUGGUUUGGAUUUUCGAUGAAUCGGGUGUUACUUUUUCCUCAUAAUAUUUUUUAGUGAAUCGGGCAUAGUGCAGCAAACAUAUUGUAAUAUUUAGUUUUAAUUCAACAUUGUUUGUUCCACUUGUUGUUUAUUGAUUGACGUGUGGUUUAUUAGCUUGCAUGAAAACAUAUGUAAAUAACGUGUAUAUAUAUAUAAAUGUGUGUACUUUUAAUACCGAUCAGUCCUUUGUAAAUAGCUAUGAUUUUGAAGGACUGCAAAACUAGAUUUCUUUUAUUUUUAUAGUGUACAAAAGGAAUGUUUUGUGCGGUGUGGAAUUUUUACCAUUUUGCAAUGUCCUUAAUUCACCUGUGUGAUUUUAAUAACUCACUUUUACACACCUUAUGGCCAUUUUAAUGGUCAACUUCUAUGGUCAUGUUAGUCUACUUAUAGAUGUGAAAAAGGCUUGGUUUAUAUGCCUUUAAACUAUAUGUGCAUAUUUUGGCUAAAUGAUUUUUUAGGUGGUUUUCAAGAAAAGUUUUAACUUUCAUACGUGUUAAUUCAUGCUUCAUUUGUUAUUUACUUAUUUUUAGUCAAAAUUUCUUUGUUAAUAUUGUAUAUGAUUUCUGUUGAUUCAAAGUUUUAGUGUGGUUUGUGAUCGGUUGUGUUAUUUCUAACUUAAUAUUUGUGUUUAAAUUUAUUUGAAUUAAUAUUCAAAAAUUUUCAUGUUAAGCUCAUUUAAAUGUUAUAUAAAAUGUCUUUGAUUUUUUUUCUUUGUACUUAACCAAUUCUCUAUUGAGCGUUUUUAUCUUAGCAUAGCAACAUAUGUAUUUCAAUUUGUGCAGUUUAUAAAAAAUUGCCCAAUUUACUUUAAAAUUAAUGCUUAUUUAAAAAGCAAAAAAUAAACGUAGUUUUGUACAUUUCAUUUUACUAUUUUUAAAUUAAAUCUUUUCUAUCUUUCACUAAGUUACUUUUAUUUCUUAGAAUUAGCUUAAAAUUUUCACGUUUGUUUUAAUUACGGUUUACUAGGAAUUUCGUGCUACAUUUAGUGGCCAUGUUUAAAUAAAUUUUUAUUAAUUAAUUGUAUCAUAUUGUAUAUUAAUUAUAAGCAUUAAUAUGUAUUAACACUGUUUGUCAUUUAAAAAUUUUAUUGUUCUAUGUAAAUGCAUAUCAUUAUCUAAUUAUGUAUUAAAAAUUUAAAUCUCAGUUAUGUCAAAUUGAAAACCACAUUUCACUACAUGUAAAUAUUCAAUUUCUUUUAUAUCUGUAGCCUUGUAUAUGUGCUUAUACUAGUUUUUUAGGUGCCAACUACGUAGAAUGAGAUUAAACACCACCAUUGAAAUUUGUAAAAAGUAUACAAAUGCGCUCAAUUCCAAGUAGAUCCACAAUGCAUUUUCUAAUUUUGGAAGGGAAUAAAAUUAUUUUUUUCCUCAUUACUUCUGAUGUUUAAAAUAUUUUCACUAAGAGGAGUAAUAUUUGACUUCUAUCAGUUAAUAUUUAUUUUAUAUCGAUUCUUAUUUCUUGUAAUUUUGUUAAUUUCUGUAAUAUAGCAGUUAAUUUAAAACAAUAAUUUUUUAGUAGUUGAUAAACUUAAAUUUUUAAAAUGACGUUUUUUCCCCCCUUAAUUGUAUGUUAUAUCAAUGAAAUUACAUUUCAUGUUUUGAUGUCAAUAUUAUUAGCUAAACUAAAGUAAAAUACAAAAUACUGAUUUCUAGUUUGUUUUUACUAGUAAUUUGGGAAAUCCUAAAGGAAAAUAAGUAUCCUUAGUUUUUCUGAUUAGAAUUCAUAAAUAUCCUUAGUUUUUCUACUUAAAAUUCAAAGUUAUCUUUUCUUUUUAUUUAUUAUUUUUUCUUUGAGUAAGAUAUGUUUAAAUUUUCUUAAUUUGAAAAAAUAUUUAAUUACUCCUUUUUUAUCUCAAUUAUAAAAGAUUUCGAUUAUAAUAUUUACUAAAAUAUAAGUUCAUCUCUAAUUUCAAAAUUUAAUUAUUGAUGUAUAUUUGUAUUUCAAAUUUUAUCUCAGUUCAAUUAAAGUGACGUAACUCAAUUUUAUUUUUAGAUUAUUCUUGAUUUAACAUUGUUAUACUUUUUGUUAUUGUACAAUUUAGCAUUGAUUUUAAUUCUUUUGUGUUAUUUUUUAAUGUUUAGAUUUUAUAUUAUGAAGCUAAAUUUGACAUAAUUUUCUUCUACUUUUCUAUCAAUGUCAGUGGUUAUAAUUUACUGGGGAUGCCAACUAAUAUGAAUUAUUUGAUUAUAUUUAUAAAGCACCAUGCAAAAAUAAUACUUAAAAGUUAAUAAUUAUUUUCAAAAUUUUCACUUCUUAAUUGAUGAUUAAUUUUAAUUUUAAAAUAUUCUAUUUAAACGCAUAAUUUAAUUUAAUAACUCUUCGUUAUGUUUAUUUAAACUUUCAUUUUAUUUAUGCAACAAAUUUUAUUUUAAAAUAUUUUUCAUGCACAGUGACUUGUUAAGAAUUGUGAUAUGAUUCACUUUAGAGUUCUUAUAUUUAAAUUUUUGUACUUCGACUAUAUAAGUAAAACAUGUUUCUAAUUUCUUCAAAAAUGUUACCUUAAACUAAAAUGACUAUAUAUUAACUAAUACAAUAUGAUUAUAUACUAAACUACCAUACAUAAACUAAUGACACUAUAAAAUAAUGUUUUAUCAGAAAAUAAACUGUUUAUUCAGCAUAUAAUAAUGUAAUUAACUUCAUUAAAAUACCUAGCCACAGUAAUGUUAUUAGUUACCAGAAGUAAUAAAAUUAAGUAGCUAGUUACAGUAAAAAACCCAAUAUCCAAGGAACCAAAUUUUGGAAAAUUUUAAAAAAUUUUAUUGUGAUUUUUUUUUUAAUUUUGCUAUUUCAGUUUUAUUUAUUUUUCAACUGUUAGUCUUUUAUUUAUCUUUCUAUCUACUAUUUAUCUUUUCUUUCUAUCUACUUUCUAUCUCUAUCUACUAUCUAAAAACAGGCAUUCAGG
Molecule: messenger RNA, 6262 nt
Organism: Parasteatoda tepidariorum (common house spider)
Lineage: Eukaryota; Metazoa; Arthropoda; Arachnida; Araneae; Theridiidae
Source: RefSeq, a predicted model, not a curated record